Malassezia japonica is the source of this 1614-nucleotide messenger RNA. RefSeq names its product DNA-directed DNA polymerase (gene DPB2). Gene Ontology annotation, molecular function: DNA binding. Gene Ontology annotation, cellular component: epsilon DNA polymerase complex. NCBI's taxonomy places the organism in Eukaryota, Fungi, Basidiomycota, Malasseziomycetes, Malasseziales, Malasseziaceae. The record is from RefSeq and is a predicted model, not a curated record. The transcript has 8 exons. The coding region runs from base 1 to 1614 and encodes 537 amino acids. Gene Ontology annotation, biological process: error-prone translesion synthesis; DNA-templated DNA replication.
AUGGACGGAGGGAGCGACGGCGUGCACGUCCCGCCGGAUGUGCGGCGCGUCAUUCUGCGCACCUUUACCACGAAGCACCACCUUCAGAUGCGUGCGGAUGCUGUGCAGUUUGUCUAUGGCACGCUGCAAGCGCACGAUCUGCUGCAGGAUGCAGCCGCAGCGGCCGAAGCCGUCGAGGCGCUCGCGACCGCGCUCGUCGAGCAGCACGUCAGCGGCGCGCAGCUCUCGGGCUUUGACGGGCUCGUGGUGACACGCGAGAUCCUGCAAAAGAUGUACGACCAGCUGCUGGUCGAGUCUGCCGAGGGCGACGCGCCGAGCGCCUCGGCGCGCGUCACGCAGGGCGACGCGCCGGGUGUCGAGCGCUAUCUGCAUGUUCUCGACGCGUUUUCCAUGCCGCGCACCGUGUUUAGCGCGUCGCGCAAAGUGUUCGAGCGAAUCGAGCGCGCCCCGUCGCUGCUGUCCGCCCCGAGCGCCCCGAGCGAGCACCUGGGCGAGCGGUACGAGCUGCUGCGGAGCAUUGUGAUGCGCAACGAGCACUUUCUGCCGCCGCUCGCCGUCGGCCCGGGCGUGCGCGAGCGCCAGUCGUUCAUGAAGCUGACCACGACCAAGAACCUGCUUGGUCGGCACGGGCAGUCGUGUCUCUUGUUUGGGCGCCUGUCGACGAUGCCGGAUGGCGCGUACGCGCUCGAGGACAGCGAAGGGAGCGUCGUGUUGGACCUGAGCCAGGCGAUCGCGGGCGAAGGCAUCUUUACCGAAGGCGCCUAUAUCCUGGUCGAAGGCGAGUACACGCCGGACGAGCGCCUGCGUGCGUUUGCGAUCGGCCAUCCGCCUAGUGAGAAUCGGGAGAGUGCACGCGCGCUUUUUGGCCAUAUCGACUUUAGCGGUGUCGGCGCCGUUCCCCAAAAGCAUGUGCCUGCCCUGCGUGCGCAAGAAAUGCAGCAUGCAGACCUGUGCAUGGCCGUCUUUUCCGAGGUCCACCUCGACCACGGCCCGUCGCUCUCGAAUUUGCGCGCAAUCUUCCAGGGCUACCACGAUGCAGACUUUAUUCCGUACGUGAUUGUGCUGUGCGGCAACUUUAGCGCGACGCCGGUCGAGGCCGAUGGCGAGCAGCUCGAGCGCUACCAGGAAGGCUUUGCGAACCUCGCCGAGCUCCUUCUGCGCUUCCCCCGGCUCGUGGAGCAGACGCACUUUGUGUUUGUGCCCGGCCCCGACGACCCUGCGGCGACGCCGGUGCUCCCCCGUGCGCGUCUGCCUGCGCCGCUCGUCGAGCGCUUUGAGCGGCGGAUGCCUGUGUCGUUCUGUGAAGAGCGGCUGCACUGGAUGAGCAACCCCUGCCGCAUCCUCUACUUUUCGCAGGAGAUUGUCGUGUUCCGCGACGAUGUCAUGAGCAAGAUGCUGCGCAGCGCCGUGCGCCUCAAGCACGAGAUCAGCGAGGGCGACUUGCAGAAAUUCCUUGUCUCGACGCUGCUGGACCAAGCGCAUCUGUGUCCCCUCCCCCAGCCGGUGCGCCCCGUGCUGUGGGAGUACGCCAAUGCCCUGCGCCUAUACCCGAUGCCCAGUGCGCUCGUGCUUGCGGAUCGCUACGAACGGCAGAACGCAGGUGUGUAUGGCUGA